AUGAGCCCUCUGUCCGAGAGCGCCUGCUCCGAGAUCCUGGCGGCCGCGAUUGCGAAGGCCGCCUUGCCUCAGUGCGCCGCAGACGCCGCCAUGCCCCGGAUGGGGCCGCCGCCCGAGGCCCCUUGGGAGGUGGGCCCCAGCGCGGCGGACGCCGGUGCUCCCCAGAUGGGCCCGCAGCCGCCCGCGCGCGGGCCGGGAGACCAGCCUCCGAUGCCGCCCGGCGACAGCUGCACCUCGCCAGUCGCCCCAGCGGACGACGAGGAGGAGCCGGAGAGCAAGGCGGGGAAGGCGGAGCACCAGGCGGAGCCUUUCUCGGAGGAGGACACGGUCUUCAUUUUCGACUGGGACGACACUGUGCUGCCGUCCACGUGGGUGCAGAGCCAGGGGCUGCGCCUCGACGACAGCUGCCAGGUCACGCCCGAGCAGUGGGAGCAGCUUCAGGAGGUCGCGGACAACGCUAGGGAGACGAUCAUGGCUGCCAAGCGGCACGGCCACGUGGUGCUGGUCACCAACGCAGAGCGCGGCUGGAUCGAGCUCAGCUGUGCGAAGUUCAUGCCCACGCUGGCGUGCGCCCUCGACGGCGUGAGGCUGAUCUCGGCGAGGACCACAUACGAGUCCGAGGACGUCGCGAAUCCCCUGGACUGGAAGGUGCUCGCCUUCGAAAACGAGAUCCGGCGCAUCUAUGCCGACAGGGCCGUGGAGCCGAAGCGGAGGAAAAACGUCCUGUCCCUGGGCGACAGCCUCCACGAGCGGGAGGCUCUGAUGAGAGUGACCUCUCAGCUGCCCAACUGUAGGUCGAAGUCCUUGAAGUUCGUAGAGCGGCCCGACAUCUCGCAGAUCGUCAAGCAGCACGCGCUCGUGACGAGCUGCUUCGAGCGCAUCGUCCACCACGACGGCAACCUGGACCUGUGCAUAAAGUGCGGUGGUGCCUGA
This is a messenger RNA of Prorocentrum cordatum, 933 nucleotides long. The record is from the annotation of a GenBank genome assembly. Lineage: Eukaryota; Dinophyceae; Prorocentrales; Prorocentraceae.